AUGGCUGGAUUUAUCAAGACCGAGGAGCAGAAGCCAGUCAAGGCUGAGCCCGACGCGGCCAACGGCUCGCCGUUCAUGGAGGACCUGCUUGACGAGUCGGCCGAUCUCGAGUUCUACGACAAGUUUAAAGACUCUGCCGACACGUACGAUAGGAUGUACCUGGCGCGUCUCCCCAGUUAUCUAUGGGAAGCUUGGUCGAAAUUGGAUGACGAUGACGAGAUCGAAAUUGGCAAGAUUCGACAGUUCCAGGACAAGGACGGCAAAAUGCAACUCCAGAUGCUCCUUCACUCUAACAUUCAGCCACAUCAAGAACUUCCCAAGGAGUACAAUCUCGAUGUCCACAACCCCGAUGUUCACAACACCUUCGUCUUCACCGAGCAGGAUCUAGGCAGCUACGCGGCCAAGAACAAGGAGAGGGCAAAGGCGUUGGCUGCCGGUAUCCCGGCUCAUCUUUUGCGUCAGCAACAGCAAAAGCAGUCAGGAGAGUCGUCGGACCGAGGGAGAAGAAGCGGCCCAUAUACGCGGAAGGCGAUUCCAAAGAAAACCAGAAUUGCUGGCAGAAUCAAGCACGAAGUACUUUGCACGCCCGCCGCCAACCCCGAGACCGAAAGAUUUCUGUUCUCUCGCACGAAGAAGACGCAAGAAACGAAGAAGGAAGUCAAGGUGUACGAGGCUGGUACCAACCCUCGAGGCUUGUCUGGAGACAAGGAGUGGGCUGGAUAUCUCAAAGUUACCGAGAAACCCACCAAGGCCAAGAAGAUGGAGAACAAGACCGCGCGCUGGCCCGAGAACCAGCUCCUUGAUGCCAUCGCCGAAUGCUUCGGCCGCCACAGAUUCUGGUCUAUCAAGGCUAUCCGCGCCGUCAUCCCACAGCCAGAGGUUUAUUUGCGGGAGACCCUCGAGAAGAUUGCUGUGCUUCAUCGUUCUGGGUCUUUUGCCAACCACUGGGAGUUAAAGGCAGAGUACAAGAGCAUGCUCAAGACAGCGCAGCCGGAGGACGGUGCGGCAGCUCCACCACCCGAUAACAACAUUAGUGACGAAGAGGACGAGGACAUCAAGAUGGAGGAUGUGAUUUAG
Messenger RNA from Podospora anserina S mat+, 1077 nucleotides. RefSeq lists its product as uncharacterized. Gene Ontology annotation, cellular component: transcription factor TFIIF complex. The transcript has 4 exons. The record is from RefSeq and is a predicted model, not a curated record. Bases 1 to 1077 code for a protein of 358 amino acids. Gene Ontology annotation, biological process: transcription by RNA polymerase II; transcription initiation at RNA polymerase II promoter. NCBI's taxonomy places the organism in Eukaryota, Fungi, Ascomycota, Sordariomycetes, Sordariales, Podosporaceae.